AUGCGAUCACUCUCUUCUGCUACUACUGAAGAAGGCAAUGAUACAAAAAAUCUCCCUGGAGAAGGCGUGCAAAGGAGUCAGACUGCCUCUGUUGACAAUGGCACCGCUUUACCUUAUCCCGGAACUGCGGUUUCUGCUACAGGGACCGGAAAUGACUCUUCUUCAUCCAAGCUAUCACAAUACCUUUUAACGGAACUCAAUCCAAGGCACGCGGAUAUCAUUUUAAUAAUCUGCGGGUUCGUCGGCGGCCUGGUCGAUGGCCUAUCAUUCAACGCAUGGGGGAGUUUCUCAAGUAUGCAGACAGGCAAUACCGUGUUCAUUGCCCUAGGUGUAUCCGGGCAACCAGAAUACCCAGCAUACCUGUGGGCAAAGUCCCUCAUCGCCUUGACCGUCUUUCUACUCGGCAACAUCUUCUUCAUUCACCUUUCUCGCGCCCUGACUCCGCUUCGACGAUCAACACUCAUCCUCUCUUUUGGCCUGCAGACUGCUUGCCUCAUUGUUGCCGCCGCCGUUGUUCAGGCCGGCAUCGUCAACCCCAAACCAGAAAACCCCAGGGCCCCGAUUCAAUGGAUGCAAAUCCUCCCAAUCACCCUCCUUGCCUUCCAGGCCGCCGGCCAGAUAGUCGCAUCCCGCCUGCUGGCUUUCGAUGAGAUUCCCACUGUUGUCCUCACUACCCUUCUGUGUGACCUGCUCGUCGACACGAAGCUGUAUACACGCCCUUGGUCGGCUAACCCAAAGAGAAACCGGAGGAUCGCGGCAUUUUUGGCGCUUUUCAUCGGUGCUAUGACCGCUGGCGGUCUCGCGAAAACCACCUCUAUGGCGAGUAGCUUGUGGUUGGCGGUUGGCCUCAAAGGAACCAUUACCCUGUCCUGGUUUGUUUGGCGAGGUACAUCUGACUCAAAGACGCCGAAGCAAGACAGUCCUGUUUAG
Messenger RNA from Penicillium waksmanii, 930 nucleotides. RefSeq names its product YoaK family protein. The transcript has 2 exons. The coding region runs from base 1 to 930 and encodes 309 amino acids. The record is from RefSeq and is a predicted model, not a curated record. Lineage: Eukaryota; Fungi; Ascomycota; Eurotiomycetes; Eurotiales; Aspergillaceae.